This is a messenger RNA of Zingiber officinale, 1527 nucleotides long. RefSeq names its product growth-regulating factor 4-like. Lineage: Eukaryota; Viridiplantae; Streptophyta; Magnoliopsida; Zingiberales; Zingiberaceae. The record is from RefSeq and is a predicted model, not a curated record. The transcript has 4 exons. Bases 249 to 1283 code for a protein of 344 amino acids. Gene Ontology annotation, molecular function: ATP binding. Gene Ontology annotation, biological process: DNA-templated transcription; regulation of DNA-templated transcription; developmental process. Gene Ontology annotation, cellular component: nucleus.
AGCUAGCUGCGCUCUCUCGUUUGUCUGAUACAGAAGACUGCCACCUCCAUCUCUCUCUCUCUCCACCGCACCUUUCCGCCCCCAAAUGGCGAAGCUUCGUAAGUCCCUCGUCGCCGGCGGAUGGCUCAACCUUCCAUCCCGCCUCCGGCCAUGACUGAGUUUGGGGGCCUCCUCCUUGCUCUUUCCUCUCCUCUUAUCGAUCUGCUGCUUCUAGCCUCCUUUAGGUUUGUUCUGUGGUCGCGGCGCCGAUGAACAGCUACGAGGCGGCGCUUGGGAGCCCUCGCCCUUUCACGGAGGCUCAGUGGCAAGAGCUGGAGCACCAGGCGUUGAUCUUGAAGUAUCUGAUAGCAGGCAUGCCCGUGCCGCCGGAGCUCAUCGUUCCCAUUCGGAGAAGCUUCGAGGCUUUGGCCGGACGAUAUUACCACCCUUCUCUGAGUUACUAUUCCUACUAUGGAAAGAAACCAGACCCAGAACCAGGGCGGUGUCGUCGAACUGAUGGAAAGAAGUGGCGCUGCUCUAAGGAUGCAUAUCCUGGCUCCAAGUAUUGUGAGCGUCACAUGCACCGUGGUCGCAACCGUUCAAGAAAGCCUGUGGAAUCACAAACUGUCUCCCAAACUCAGAAUACCUCAUCAACUUUGACAUCCCUUUCUCCCUCCAGUAACAAUGCAAGUGGGAGUGGUCUCAGGAACCUUCAGAACACCACCAUGCAUUCGACUGCUGGUCCAGUUACUCAUAGUCCAUGCAUCAGUAUUACCAGCUCAACUCAGCUGCCAUUGGGCACUGGCACCGUGAGUAAUAGGUACUUUGCUGGUCUUAGAGCUGAUGUGGAUGAACACAGCCUCUUUCCAGAAGCCUCUGACAGUGCAAGGGUCCCUGGGGUGGACUUAUCGGCUGACAACUCAUGGCAGUCGACGCGGUUGACAUCACGGUCAUCCACAUUUUCUCUGUCAAAAGUGCAGGAUUCUUCUCUUCUGCAGAAUGCGUACCCUCAACUUCAGUCACUGCAAAAUAUUGGCCAAGUUACCCUCCCCUCACUAUCUCGACAACGCCAGGUUCAUUCUUUAUUUGGAAGUGAUUUCAGUUUAACAGAGUCUGCAAAACACGAGACUCAGUCCCUCAGACCCUCUUUUGAAGAAUGGCCCAAAGCAAGGGAUUCUUGGCCAGACCUGGAGGAAGGUAGAUCAAACCGGGCCUCAUUUUCCACGACCCAGCUCUCCAUGUCAUUUCCAAUGACCUCACCCAACUUCACCAGCAUCUCUUCCAGAUCACCUAAUGAAGAUUGAGAGGGAGGGAAUCUUGAACACCUCCAGUCCACUGAAUCUACGAAGAACAUCUGUUUGGUAUUAUCUGAGAUUUUAAGCAGUGUAAUCAACCAUACACUUGACCUGGGAACUCUUAUUCUGUGCUAUUAUCUUGCACCGUAAUAUUCCGGGAAACUGGGUGCAAGAAAUUUUGUAACUAGCUAGUUAGACAGUUAUUCACUUUCAAGCUUGUUUCUGAGAAUUAAACCCAAUGGUGCCUUUUUUA